AGCUGCUGGGUCCGUGCUGGCGGCUGGAACCGAGAAGACUGCGUUUGCUGCGGUGUCUCUCGCGCGGGUGUGGUGACGUGCGCCCGGAAACUAAGAAAAGAAGGGCUAGAGUAAGUGUUCCCCUCGGCCGCUCGAGUCGGUGCUAUAGUAUUUCCUUCCCGUCAGGCCAGUGGCUAUAGGGACCAGACCCCGCCCCCUUCCCGGCCUAGACUCCCUUUCCCUCCCUGCCCCUUUCCCACCGGGUACCCCCUCAUUUCCUCUUGUUCUGCCUGCGAAUCCCCGCCAAAGUCAUGAAGCUCGUGAGGAAGGACAUUGAGAAAGACAAUGCGGGCCAGGUGACCCUGGUCCCCGAAGAACCUGAGGACAUGUGGCACACCUACAAUCUAGUGCAGGUGGGCGACAGCUUGCGUGCCUCCACCAUCCGCAAGGUACAGACUGAGUCCUCCACGGGCAGCGUAGGAAGCAACCGGGUCCGCACUACUCUCACUCUCUGCGUGGAGGCCAUCGAUUUUGACUCUCAAGCCUGCCAGCUGCGGGUUAAGGGGACCAACAUCCAAGAGAAUGAGUAUGUCAAGAUGGGGGCUUACCACACCAUCGAGCUGGAGCCCAACCGCCAGUUCACGCUGGCCAAGAAACAGUGGGACAGUGUGGUUCUGGAGCGCAUCGAGCAGGCCUGUGACCCAGCCUGGAGCGCAGAUGUGGCGGCUGUGGUCAUGCAGGAAGGCCUCGCCCAUAUCUGCUUAGUCACUCCCAGCAUGACCCUCACUCGGGCCAAGGUGGAGGUGAACAUCCCUAGGAAACGGAAAGGCAACUGUUCCCAGCAUGACCGGGCCUUGGAGCGAUUCUACGAACAGGUGGUCCAGGGUAUCCAGCGCCACAUAAACUUUGAUGUUGUGAAGUGCAUCCUGGUGGCCAGCCCAGGAUUCGUGAGGGAGCAGUUCUGCGACUACAUGUUUCAACAAGCAGUGAAGACCGACAACAAAGUGCUCCUGGAAAACCGGUCCAAAUUCCUUCAGGUACAUGCCUCCUCUGGACACAAGUACUCCCUGAAAGAGGCCCUUUGUGACCCUUCUGUAGCUAGCCGCCUUUCAGACACUAAAGCCGCUGGGGAAGUAAAGGCUUUGGAUGACUUCUAUAAAAUGUUACAACAUGAACCUGACCGAGCUUUUUAUGGACUCAAGCAGGUAGAGAAGGCCAAUGAGGCUAUGGCAAUCGACACAUUGCUCAUCAGUGAUGAGCUUUUCAGGCACCAGGAUGUAGCCACACGGAGCCGAUAUGUGAAGCUGGUGGACAGUGUGAAAGAGAAUGCGGGCACUGUUAGGAUAUUCUCUAGUCUUCAUGUAUCUGGAGAACAGCUCAGUCAGUUGACUGGAGUGGCUGCCAUUCUCCGCUUCCCUGUCCCUGAACUCUCUGACCAAGAGGAUGAUUCCAGUUCUGAGGAAGAUUAAUGAUUGGAACUUCUAACUUAGACAAUCUGUGUCUCCAUUGUUACAUUUCCUUAGCAUCCUGGCAGAAAGCUGCAAGGCACUUUGUGAUUCUUACAGGAAUUUCUCAUGUCUUUGGUCACACUAGGUAUUGUGUGAUUGGCAGGACAUGUAUUCAAACCAAACAAUAAAUUAAAAGGAAAUAAUUUCCA
This is a messenger RNA of Herpailurus yagouaroundi (jaguarundi), 1636 nucleotides long. It is a transcript of the gene PELO, whose product is annotated as pelota mRNA surveillance and ribosome rescue factor. Gene Ontology annotation, biological process: nuclear-transcribed mRNA catabolic process, non-stop decay; nonfunctional rRNA decay; nuclear-transcribed mRNA catabolic process, no-go decay. The transcript has 2 exons. The record is from RefSeq and is a predicted model, not a curated record. Gene Ontology annotation, cellular component: cytoplasm. Bases 291 to 1448 code for a protein of 385 amino acids. Lineage: Eukaryota; Metazoa; Chordata; Mammalia; Carnivora; Felidae.